Caenorhabditis sp. 36 PRJEB53466 is the source of this 1638-nucleotide messenger RNA. The record is from the annotation of a GenBank genome assembly. Lineage: Eukaryota; Metazoa; Nematoda; Chromadorea; Rhabditida; Rhabditidae.
AUGGGCUGCGGAUCAUCGUCGGCGGCCGAAGUGGCUCCGGCAGAGAUUGUGGACCCGUCGCCGCCUUCUGAAGUGCCGUCGGAUCCAAAGAUUCCGACCAGCUACCGGCCGUCCAUUAUCAGUCUUCAGAUUCCGAACGAGUUUGGAGACGAUGUCAGUUCGGACGCUCUCAGGUCAGUUCGUAGAAGACUGAAUGCUUCAGAACCCCACCGCUUUUUAGUGACCGUUCUGAUGGACACGAAGAGAACGUGGACUACUUGUACGCAACGGAUGUGACCCUGCAAUGGCUUCUCCAAAGAAUCGCCGACAAGUUGAACAAAACGAUUCCAGAGGAUCCGCAAUGGAUCAUAGAGAGACUGAACAGACCGAGCUGGGAUCGUAAGUGCUCCAACUGUUCUUUAUUCGUCCUUAAAUCCUUCUAUAGUUGACUAUGCCACUUCGUCCGUGGUCCGGGUGACAUUCGGAUGGGACGACGACGAUCUUCCGAGGAGCGUCGUGCUCAAAACGCCAGUUGCCAAAGAUCAGAGAGACGACGAGGAGGGAAAGUACCAUUAUAUCAUGUUCAAAAGGUGUCCGACUUCUAAUGCUCGAUCUCUUUUUUACAAAAUGUUUCAGAGAGUGUAAUGUGUACGAAUGGACACAGAAAUUUCCGAAAUUGGUGGCGCCGAACAUCAUUCACAUCAAAAAGCACUCGAAGGAAGGCAGCGGAGUCGUCGUGAUGGAGGACGUUUCCGAAAAAGGACAAGAACAGGAUCCAGUGAAGGGAUUAACGGUGAGGAAGAGGAAAGGAAGAAGAAGAAGCAAACGAGGAAGUGCUCUGAGUUUGUGCUUUGAGCAGAAGAGAGAAGAUCACAAAUCUUCUGAAUCUCUAAACGAUAUUUCAGUUGGAAGUGGUCCGCGAUCUUCUGAAACAGAUUGCAUACCUUCAUUCGAUCUCCCUGAAACACACCUCCUGGAGCACUCUCGUCGCCGAUCUUCCGCCCUCUUACUAUGCUCACACAAUCGGAAACUUUGAUGAGACCAUGAACUUUUUUGAAAGACAAGACGUGGAUCACUCGAGAUUUGUGGUAAACUUCCAUUUGUUCUGAUAGCAUCCAUUCUUGAUCGAAUUCAGCACAUUGGAAAGUAUUUCUCCGAUGAAUACCUCCAUUCGACGGCCACCGAAACCACAGAACUGCUGGAAAUUCCAAAGGUUCUGGUGCACGGAGAGCCGUACGCGAGCAACGUUUUCACGAAAAUGGAGGGAAAAGAGCAGAGGAUUCUGUCGCUGAUCGAUUGGACCGAAGGGCAUUCCGGAUGCUUCGCAGAAGACGUCGCCAAGAUAAUCUGCUGGAAUCUGAAUGCGAAGGAACGAGUGGACAACACGAGUUCUCUUCUCGAAGGAUACCAUUUUCAUCUGGCGAGGUGAGUAGUUCAUUCCCACUCUGCCACGUCUCAUUCUUCAGAUAUUACGACGGCGACUGCCCGUUCACAGUGGAUAUAAUCCAGCGGGCGUACGAAGUCUUUGUCCCUUUCGCCAUGGUUUCCCUGUGCGGAAAAGUGAUGAGUGUGAAGAACAAAACAGAAAAAGAGCCGCUGAUCGAGAGAGCCAAAAGCCUUAUCCAGCAAGUGUAUGCGAUGGAAAGACUGAACGAAUGA